Tupaia belangeri chinensis (Chinese tree shrew) is the source of this 3747-nucleotide messenger RNA. RefSeq names its product transient receptor potential cation channel subfamily C member 6 (gene TRPC6). The record is from RefSeq and is a predicted model, not a curated record. Gene Ontology annotation, biological process: regulation of cytosolic calcium ion concentration; single fertilization; calcium ion transmembrane transport. NCBI's taxonomy places the organism in Eukaryota, Metazoa, Chordata, Mammalia, Scandentia, Tupaiidae. Gene Ontology annotation, cellular component: plasma membrane; cation channel complex. The coding region runs from base 352 to 3144 and encodes 930 amino acids. The transcript is spliced from 14 exons. Gene Ontology annotation, molecular function: store-operated calcium channel activity; inositol 1,4,5 trisphosphate binding; protein binding.
AGUUCUGCUCUCGGCUCUCAGGCUCCGCUGCCACCCGCGGCCCCAGCUGCGCUGUCUCUGCCCGGAGCCCUGACUGCCUUUUUGCCGGGUCCCCUCGGCCGGAAGCACUCAGGUCGAGGUCCCCUUUGAGCCAAGCUAAGUGCUGACUUCCCCGGAGCCAACAGGGGAGCCAGCCACUAGGAGCCCAGACCGCCUAGCGUCUAUACCCUCUGCUCACGCUGGUCCCCUGGGUACCGGUCCGUCCAGGACCAGUUUGUCAGGUGACUGGGGUCCCAUCGCACGGGGUCCGGGCUCCAAGUAUCGCCGCGACUCCUUCGGGAGCGGAACCCACAGCAGUUGGGCUUUCCCGCCAUGAACCAGAGCCCGGCAUUCGGGACCCGGAGGGGCGGCUCUUCCCAAACCGCUGUCGGAGCCGGCGCAAGGCGCAACGAGAGCCAGGACUACCUGCUCAUGGACUCGGAGCUGGGAGACGACUGCUGCCAGCCCCAGCUGCCUCCCUACGGCUACUUCCCUCAAUACCGAGGCACCGACAACAGACUGGCCCACCGGCGGCAGACAGUUCUCCGUGAGAAGGGGAGAAGGCUAGCUAAUCGAGGGCCAGCAUACAUGUUUAAUGACCGCUCAACAAGCCUGUCUAUUGAGGAGGAACGCUUUUUAGAUGCAGCUGAAUAUGGCAACAUCCCAGUGGUACGGAAGAUGUUGGAAGAAUGCCACUCACUCAACGUUAACUGUGUGGAUUACAUGGGACAGAAUGCCCUGCAGUUGGCAGUGGCCAAUGAGCAUCUGGAAAUUACCGAGCUUCUUCUCAAGAAAGAAAACCUCUCCCGGGUUGGAGAUGCUUUGCUUCUAGCUAUUAGUAAAGGUUAUGUUAGGAUCGUGGAAGCAAUUCUCAGUCAUCCAGCUUUUGCUGAAGGCAAGAGGUUAGCAACCAGCCCCAGCCAGUCUGAACUUCAGCAAGAUGACUUUUACGCCUAUGAUGAAGAUGGGACACGGUUCUCCCAUGAUGUGACUCCAAUCAUCCUGGCUGCCCACUGCCAGGAAUAUGAAAUUGUGCACACCCUCCUGCGGAAGGGCGCUCGGAUUGAGCGGCCUCAUGACUAUUUCUGCAAGUGCAGUGAAUGCAACCAGAAGCAGAAGCACGAUUCCUUUAGCCACUCCAGGUCUAGGAUUAAUGCCUACAAAGGCCUGGCAAGUCCAGCAUACCUAUCAUUGUCUAGUGAAGAUCCAGUCAUGACAGCUUUAGAACUCAGCAAUGAACUGGCAGUGCUGGCUAACAUUGAGAAAGAGUUCAAGAAUGAUUACAAAAAACUGUCAAUGCAGUGCAAAGACUUUGUUGUUGGACUUCUUGAUCUGUGCAGAAAUACUGAAGAAGUUGAGGCCAUUUUGAAUGGGAAUGUCGAAAUGCUCCAUAGUGGUGAUCAUGGUCGUCCAAAUCUCAGCCGCUUAAAACUCGCCAUUAAAUAUGAAGUAAAAAAGUUUGUAGCGCAUCCAAACUGCCAACAGCAGCUCCUCUCCAUAUGGUAUGAAAAUCUUUCCGGUUUACGGCAGCAGACGAUGGUGGUCAAGUUUCUCGUAGUCCUUGCUGUUGCUAUCGGACUCCCCUUCCUGGCUCUCAUUUACUGGUUCGCUCCAUGCAGCAAGAUGGGGAAGAUAAUGCGUGGACCAUUCAUGAAGUUUGUGGCUCAUGCAGCCUCUUUCACCAUUUUUUUGGGACUGCUUGUCAUGAAUGCAGCUGACAGAUUUGAAGGCACCAAACUCCUUCCUAAUGAAACCAGCACAGAUAAUGCAAAACAGCUGUUCAGGAUGAAAACAUCCUGCUUCUCAUGGAUGGAGAUGCUCAUUAUAUCCUGGGUAAUAGGAAUGAUAUGGGCUGAAUGUAAAGAAAUUUGGGCUCAAGGCCCCAAGGAAUACUUGUUUGAGUUGUGGAAUAUGCUUGAUUUUGGUAUGUUAGCAAUUUUUGCAGCAUCGUUCAUUGCAAGAUUCAUGGCAUUUUGGCAUGCUUCCAAAGCUCAGAGCAUCAUUGAUGCAAAUGAUACUUUGAAGGACUUGACCAAAGUUACAUUGGGAGACAAUGUGAAAUACUACAAUUUGGCUAGGAUAAAGUGGGACCCAUCUGAUCCUCAAAUUAUAUCUGAAGGUCUCUAUGCAAUUGCUGUUGUUUUAAGUUUCUCCAGAAUAGCUUAUAUUUUGCCAGCAAAUGAAAGCUUUGGACCUCUGCAGAUAUCACUUGGAAGAACAGUAAAAGACAUCUUCAAAUUCAUGGUCAUAUUCAUCAUGGUGUUUGUGGCCUUUAUGAUUGGAAUGUUCAACCUCUACUCCUACUACAUUGGUGCAAAACAAAAUGAAGCCUUCACAACAGUUGAGGAGAGUUUCAAGACAUUGUUCUGGGCUAUAUUUGGACUUUCUGAAGUAAAAUCUGUGGUCAUCAACUACAAUCACAAAUUCAUUGAAAACAUCGGUUAUGUUCUCUAUGGAGUCUAUAACGUUACAAUGGUCAUUGUCUUGCUAAAUAUGUUAAUUGCAAUGAUCAACAGUUCAUUCCAGGAAAUUGAGGAUGAUGCUGAUGUGGAAUGGAAAUUUGCAAGAGCAAAACUCUGGUUUUCCUACUUUGAGGAGGGAAGAACACUUCCUGUUCCCUUCAACCUGGUGCCAAGUCCAAAGUCCCUGUUUUAUCUCUUACUAAAGUUUAAAAAAUGGAUUUUUGAGUUGUUCCAGGGUCAUAAAAAAGGUUUCCAGGAGGAUGCAGAGAUGAAUAAGAGAAAUGAAGAAAAGAAAUUUGGAAUUUUAGGAAGUCAUGACAACCUUCCAAAACUAUCACUUGACAAAAAACAGCUUGGGCACAAUAAACAAUCAAGUAUACGGAGCUCAGAAGAUUUCCAUUUAAACAGUUUCACAAAUCCUCCAAGACAAUAUCAGAAAAUAAUGAAGAGGCUCAUUAAAAGAUAUGUACUGAAAGCUCAGAUAGAUAAGGAGAGUGACGAAGUAAAUGAAGGGGAGCUGAAGGAAAUUAAGCAGGACAUCUCAAGUCUCCGCUAUGAACUCCUUGAAGAAAAAUCUCACAAUACAGAGGACCUAGCAGAACUUAUUAGAAAACUUGGAGAGAAAUUAUCCAUGGAACCAAAUCAAGAGGAAAGCAAUAGAUAAUACAAAGACUCCCUAGAAUUUCAUAUUUAUUUGUCCACUUGAAGCCAUAUUAUUUCCUGAUUUAUUUUUUGAAGUGCCGAUGUGCCCAUGUAAUGAACAAGAAAAACUUAAAGGAUAACUUGGGUUAUCCUAUCAUUGGGAACCCUAAUGUCUGAAAUUUUUUGGUGAUUAAGAUUUAUUAUUGAUGCUGAAGUUCAUGGAUUAUAAUGAAAAUUAUACCCAGUUGUUUGGUGCUUGUUUUAUAAACUGCUUUCUUGGGUAUAAUUAUUGUGAUGAUGUGAUUGCCAUGUAAUGUCUACCUGGGAUCUGAUCUCAGCUGUUGGGGACCAGACCUUGUUAUUCCUGUGUGGUUUUUCCUCUGAUUUCAGGCACCUUCUUGCCUGCUUGGUAGAUCCCCCUCUGGUGACAUGCAGCUGUGAAAUAUGGAAAAGAAAUCAUCUACGGCUAUUGAAAGAAUGCUCUUUAAUCAUCAUCUACACCUACUUAUCCCCCAAAGAAUGUGAUCAUUAGUGUCUGUGUAAAAUGGGCUUAUGUCUAUGUUAAAUUUGUUGAUUCAUCUCUUUGAAAAUGUUAUACUUAACAAUGAAAAAGUGUUUCCUCCAC